AUGGCGUACGCUGCAGUCGACCCAGCUCGCUCGAGGACCUUCUCCUGGGUUUCAAACCAACUAGCUUCUCCACCUCCGUACGAGUAUCAUGAUGUUUUCCCAGCGAUUCCUGCUCCUGUCACGUAUUCAGUCGACCCUCCUCCAAAUCUCAGUUCGUUCCCGAAGGCCCAAGACAUGGGUGGGAUGCACGCUGACAUCUCGCGAGCAUCCCGUUCCCGGAGACCAGCGCAACCCCUGUCGAUCCCACACCUGCGAGAGGCCCUGCAUAGCCUUGAAUCAGAGAUGGCGUCAUUGCUGACCCAGCGGGAUCUGCUCGAGUCGAAACUGGAGCAGGCCGUGCGACUGCAGUCGCCCAUCCAGCGGCUGCCAAAUGAGCUCCUCGCUUCGAUCUUCGUGAUCGGCGUGCUAGAUGGAGAGGAGGAGGAUUCGCUCAUGAUGUCAACCCUGAUGCUCGUCUGCCGGUAUUGGCGAGAGGUCGCACUCGGUACUCCGGUGUUGUGGUCGCGGAUCGUAGCUGGCACACGGCAUUCGCUAGACAGAGUGCGAUUGAAGCUUGACAGGUCGAAGUCUGCGCCUCUGUACAUAUGCGUGGACUUCAGCCCACGGAUGGAGCAUGGCAGCGUCACGACGGAGAACAUCAUGCUAGCGAUGGACCUCUUACGUCCCUCGAUUUGGCGGUGGCGUUCAUUUCAGUUGACCAUCCUGAACCGCCCGCAGGCGCAUGCCGCGCUGACGCGAUGCAAGGAUCGUGCACCACUACUCGAGGUGCUCUCGGUGCGUGUCUCGCAUUCUAUGCAGGAAGACCACUACUCGCAUCCGCCACUCCCGCUCUUCGCCGCUUACACGCCCAACCUCCGCUCGUGCUCGUUCACCUCGUUUAACUUCAAUUGGGAUCUCAGACUCGUUAACCGGCUGCGCGUGCUCAAGUUGGGUGGAUACUGGAAUGGAUUCACGCCCUCCAUGGAUGUCAUCCUGGGGAUGCUCCGCGCGUGUCCGCAGCUGGAGGAGCUUGCACUGCGAAACAUGUCUGACGUGGACCCGGACUCAUGUGCGACGUUUGAUACUGACCCUCCCGAACAUGAUGGGGUUCCGGAGCAGCUCGUGCGGGUCAGCGAUUCCAGGACAAUCCAACUGCCGCGGCUCGUGAAGGCGUCGUUUUACUACUCCGGCGUUAGAAUCGAGCUGUGCUUCUUGGAUAAUGUCUCUCCGGUCGUGGAGCAUCUGCGGCGUCAGUCGUUGACUUCGCUGCCGUUGCACCACAUUCGCAUCGAAGCCAGUUUCUUCAAUGAGCUGAAGCUUGUGAGGUUACUGCGUCGGCUUCCUGCUCUGAUUACGCUCGAACUGGUGGAUGUGGAGGACGCCUCGUCAAAUUUGAUGAAGAAUCUGUCAACGCCACCGGCUUCGCAGACAUGGAUCUGUCCCAAGUUAACAAGUCUGAGUUUGGAAGGAUGCACCUCGCUUGACUGGGAAUCCUUACGGUCAUUCGUCGAAUCGCGCCUACCCGCCCAAACCCGCGCGUUUCCCCGCCAACUUCCCACCUCCGCAGAACCACAGCCAACGCACCCUUCGACGUCGUCAGCUUCGGAAUUCGCCGCACAUGCGCACAUUCUCUCGCGGGUGCCGGUCACUUCCUCCGCAAACCAAGCCCUGACUGCGCGCGUCUGGCCGCACCGCCUGCAGUCCGUCGACCUGACGCGCUGCCAUCAGAUCAGCAAGGAGAUGGUGCAAUGGUUGCGCAUGUAUGUCGCGGAGGUCAAGUGCGAGACUGUCAAAGGGCGUGAAGCUCUCGAACGAGCGACUGGCCAAGUCCCAGAGGCUCCGCCUGAGCCAGAGAUCGACCCAUGGCAGACGGAGUCAGCGUUUGGUGCCCAGCGACGCGCACUUGCUCCGCGGUUCGUGCCAGCAAUAGUUUCCUACGACGAGAUCAAUGAUAAGAUGAGCGAGACCUCGCUUGGUCCGGCUACGCGAGCGGAGCAGGUCAAUACCAAUGAUGUGAGCGGGUGGUACAGAUCUCUGACACAGCAGGCUCGAAGUACCAGCGCACCUGCAGUUGCAGUAGCAGUGUCGUCCACGGUGACUUCCACCAUUUCUCCUCUAGCCAGCCCAGCACCUGCCACGGCAGCGUCUAUUUCGAUUGCUCACCUAGCAGUGCCGCCUACAAGUCAGAGGCAAGAGGUAGACAGGAGGAAGAGCAAGAAAGAUUGGUUCAUCUCGAGGGCGCUUCAAUCUGAGCCAGCGACAACGCGGUCGACUCCUGCACCCACCCUUGCGGACAUUCUUUCGCGCGAGCCUCCUCCGCUGCCCUCAGAGAGGCGCUUUGCUCCGCCGGUGUUCCUUGCGCUCGGCCCGACGAACAAGGGUUUCGCUAUGCUCCAGCGGAGCGGAUGGAGCGAGGGAGAGCCUUUGGGUCCUGGGGUGCUGCGCCGUGCCGUAGCUAAGGAGUCGGAGACGUCAAGGAAGGCGAAGGCGAAGAAGGAUCGGCAGGAGAGGCCGAUAGUUGUCAAGAAGGAGGAGCGCGAAGUGAAGUGUGGGGACGAUGAGGAAAUCAGUGAACUGCGAGAGGUGGACGUAAUUGACCUCACGGUAUCCGACUCGGAGCGCGAAGAAGCGGAAGAAGAGGAGGAAGUAGAAGGCGAGUCACUGGAGGAUUUGUCCGGGACUUCCUAUUCCACCUUCUCUUCGCACAAUCCUACCGCACUGCUUACACCGCUCCCCACGGUGCUCAAAUCCGACCGCCUCGGAGUCGGAUUGAAGGCGAAGACUGUGGGGCCUUACAAGGAGUCGAAGAAGCGUAUCACACAUGGUGCCGCUGCGCUUGCGGCGCACAUUCGAGCGAACGAAGAGAUGCGGCGGACGAAGAAGCUCAUGGGGCGUGGUACGCGUGGAUUUGCAAGGAUAACCAAAGCGGAGGCGGAGAGCAGGCAGCGGCUGCUGGCGAGUCUGAAGGACUGA
Molecule: messenger RNA, 2952 nt
Organism: Sparassis crispa
Lineage: Eukaryota; Fungi; Basidiomycota; Agaricomycetes; Polyporales; Sparassidaceae
Exons: 4
Coding region: 1-2952 (983 amino acids)
Molecular function (GO): protein binding
Source: RefSeq, a predicted model, not a curated record